AACUAGAUAACAUUCUAAAUAUCAAACAUUUUAAAUAAAAAAGAUUAAAAAAGCGAGCGCCGAGUAAAGUUCAAACACCAGGAAUUAAAUAAGAGGAUCGAGGAAGAUUUUGAUAUUUGUAUUUAGAACAAAUACAGAGGAGGUUCCUGUGAUCAGCGGGUGAACGUCGCCACCAAUACCUUCGUUGCGAUCUGCAGAGGAACGACUGCUUUGUCCAAUCAGAACAGGACUCUCUUCAUAUAUACAAGUAGAAAAGGGUAUACUUUCGUUUUCCCAUCAGCUGUUUUCUAAAGUUUGUGAUGGCUCGUACUAAGCAGACAGCACGCAAGUCCACCGGCGGUAAGGCGCCGCGCAAGCAGCUGGCCACCAAGGCGGCCCGCAAGAGCGCCCCGGCCACUGGUGGCGUGAAGAAGCCUCAUCGCUAUCGGCCCGGGACCGUGGCUCUCCGUGAGAUCCGCCGCUACCAGAAGUCUACCGAGUUGCUGAUCCGCAAGCUGCCUUUCCAGCGCCUGGUGCGGGAGAUCGCGCAGGACUUCAAGACCGACCUGCGUUUCCAGAGCUCCGCGGUGAUGGCGCUGCAGGAGGCUUGUGAGGCCUAUCUGGUGGGGCUCUUUGAGGACACCAACCUCUGCGCCAUCCACGCCAAGCGCGUCACGAUCAUGCCCAAGGAUAUCCAGCUCGCGCGCCGCAUUCGUGGAGAGAGGGCGUAAAUUGGUGAGCGUAUGCUAGCCUAACCCAAAGGCUCUUUUCAGAGCCAACCACCUUUUCUACAAAAGAUGCUGUGUACCGU
Molecule: messenger RNA, 790 nt
Organism: Lemur catta (Ring-tailed lemur)
Lineage: Eukaryota; Metazoa; Chordata; Mammalia; Primates; Lemuridae
Product: histone H3.1
Exons: 1
Coding region: 300-710 (136 amino acids)
Cellular component (GO): nucleosome
Molecular function (GO): structural constituent of chromatin; protein heterodimerization activity; DNA binding
Source: RefSeq, a predicted model, not a curated record